Molecule: messenger RNA, 1669 nt
Organism: Setaria italica (foxtail millet)
Lineage: Eukaryota; Viridiplantae; Streptophyta; Magnoliopsida; Poales; Poaceae
Product: short-chain dehydrogenase TIC 32, chloroplastic
Exons: 5
Coding region: 305-1369 (354 amino acids)
Source: RefSeq, a predicted model, not a curated record
UUAUUGUAUUUGUUCUUCGUGCAAGUGACUAGAUUAAAUUAAACAAACCCGUUUUAAUCUGCAGGGCAGGCCCUCUAUCUCUCCUCUUUCCAGUGCAGCCGCGCGAGGAAGAAAGCAAAGCAAGGCUGCAAGAGAGAGAGAGCCACCGCCACUACGCUCGCUCACUGCAGUCCCCUCUCUAUUUAUACCCCUCCCCGUACGUCUCCUUCCUCUCGCUCACCUCGGGCUAGCUAGCUAGUAGAUAGCAUCCUGCUUCUCUAUAUCUGUCAUACGACACCAGCUAGCAGCGGCAGGCGGCGGCACCAUGCUGACCUCGCUGAGGUACCUUGCGGGCACAGCGGGGCCGAGCGGCUUCGGCUCGCGCGCCACGGCGGAGGAGGCCACCGCCGGCGCCGGCGACCUCCGCCACGUGACGGCCAUCAUCACCGGCGCGACGUCCGGGAUCGGGGCGGAGACGGCGCGCGUGCUGGCCAAGCGCGGCGCGCGGCUGGUGCUCCCCGCGCGGAGCCUCAAGGCCGCCGAGGAGGCACGCGCGCGCCUCCGCGCCGAGUGCCCCGACGCCGACGUCGUCGUGCUGCCGCUGGACCUCAGCUCCCUCGCCUCCGUCCGCCGCUUCGUCGCGAGCUUCCUCGACCUCGGCCUCCCGCUCAACCUCCUCGUCAACAACGCCGGCAAGUACGCCGACCGCUUCGCCUUGUCGGAGGACGGCGUCGAGAUGACCUUCGCCACCAACUACUUAGGGCACUUCUUGCUGACGCGGCUGCUGCUGGAGAAGAUGGCGGAGACGGCGCGGGCGAGCGGCUUCGAGGGCCGCAUCGUCAACGUCUCCUCCACCAUCCACAGCUGGUUCGCCGGCGACGACGCCGUCGGCUACCUCGACCGCGUCACCCGCCGGAAGAUACCGUACGAUCCGACGAGGGCGUACGCGCUCUCCAAGCUCGCCAACGUCCUGCACACCAGAGCCCUCGCCGAACGGCUGAGGGAGAUGAACGCCAACGUCACGGCCAACUGCGUCCACCCCGGCAUCGUCAGGACCCGGCUCAUCCGCGACCGCGACGGCCUCGUCACCAAUACAGUGUUCUUCCUGGCGUCGAAGCUCCUCAAGACGAUCCCUCAGGCGGCCGCAACGACGUGCUACGUGGCGGUGCACCCGGCGGUGGCCGGAGUGUCGGGGAAGUACUUCGCCGACUGCAACGAGGCGUCGCCGUCGAGGCUGGGCGCCAGCAGCGAGGAGGCCGCCAAGCUGUGGAGCUUCUCUGAGAACAUAACGGCAGAGAAGAUUCAGAAGAUGAGUGUCCAUGUCAGCGCCGGCGGCUUCCGGCUCCAGGUUCAGAGCUCUAAUGCAGACCGCGGCAUGGCCCUCGCAUAGGAGCCUCGAGAUUCAGAAAUUUUGAUCCCCAACGAUGUGCCCCUGAUGAGAUCACACAUCCUGAAAAGCAUAGUAAUAGUAUAGUAUCAGUCUCAAAAACCAGAGGAUAUAGCAGUAAACUAGUAGAAAUACAAGUAUAGCUUUGAGCCUGUAAAUAUAUAGCCAUAUAUAUAUGUAUACAAGUAUAUGCUAGUGUGUUCUGGGAAUUGUCUGCAGAUGCAAAGAUCAGUAUGUCAAAUGUUUAUGCUGAAGCAUGAGUAUAUUGACUAUUUUCGUCAUCCGUUUAAGCUUUUGGGCGAA